AUGGGGGGAAGGGGGUGUGUGUGAUCAGCAGGUGCUGGCGUCGGCUUCUCACUCGGACCGGUGGAGGUUGUUAUCCAUCCAGCCAUGUCGGAGAUCGAUCAAGAGCCGGAGCUGGGCUUUCGGAGACGAAGCACCCAGGACGCAUUGAUGACCUGUUCAACACCAACACACAAUCAUUCAUGUGAAGGAAUAACAUGUCCCCACUGCCUAAUGACAACCACAAGAACUACACUACUGGCAGAAAAUGAAGUUGAGGCACAGAAACUAGCCAACAAUUACAAGUUCGGAUUCAAGAAGUGGAAGAGCCACGUGACGCAGAGACCCUUGGAAGACCGUUCUGCGAUAGUGAAGGAACUGUAUUCUGAUCUAAAUGUGAUCAAACAAUAUUCCAGAUCCUUGUUUACUUUUGGCAACCUGUUGUAUGUGCUGUUGUUUGGUUGGUGGGUUGCCCUGCUGUACCUUAUAAUUGCUGUAUUUAUGUUCGUUACAGUUGUGGGCAUACCUUAUGGGAAGCUGUGCUGCAGUCUUGCUGGUUAUUACUUCUGGCCAUUUGGGAAGGUGAUUCAAAAACCGUACUUGUAUCCCAGGAAAAGCAGUGUUCGACUUUAUGGUGAGGAAGUUCCUGAAGCGACUGCAGUGGAGACAACCAGCCUUCUUGGUGUUACAGAAAGGAUUGGUGAUGCUUCGUUACACACUACCUCUACCUCUACCUCUGCCUCUACCUCUACUGAAGUCAAGUACUGGCAUCGUCCUAGCACCUAUGUGUGGUUUCUCCUGGGGUAUCCACCUCUUGUGCUUGCUCAUGGUCUGGCUUCCUUCAUUGCCUGGAUCUUGGUUAUCACCAUUCCGGUAGCCAAGCUAAAUGGCAGAGCUAUUGCUGUUAUUCUACUCAUCCCUCCUGAGCAGCUGCAGAUCAGACAGCAGAAGAGGACUGAAGUUCCACUGGAUGGAGAAGUGGUCCUCUGUUGUUACCAUGCUAUGAAUUUCUACUAUUACAAAUAUACUGUGGUUGGCAUUAAUGUAUUUGCUGUGAAUCUGCUACCUCUAGUAAUAGUUGCUCUGGUGUUGGGUUACGGAGAUACAGAGAAUCGCUACGCCAGCUCAUUUGUGAAAUUUGCACUAUCUGUCAUAGCUAUAGUUCCUCUGUCCCACUACAUCGGGAUGGCAAUUGCCAGUAUUUCAGCUCAGAGUAACUUUGCAGUAGGUGCAGUGGUGAAUGCCACGUUUGGUUCAAUCACUGAGUUGACCUUCUACAUAACUGCCCUGAUCAAAGGCAGCCAUAAGGGAAACAAAUGCUACGAAGAAGUCGUGAAAAGUGCUCUGACUGGUACCUUGUUGGGAUGUGUCCUCUUUAUCCCGGGUAUAUCCAUGGUGAUUGGAGGAUGCAAGCAUCAGGAGCAGAUGUUCAAUAGUCGAUCAGCUGGUGUUAGUUCAGCAUUGCUGUUCAUAUCAGUGGGAGGUGUGUUUGCACCAACGCUCUUUUCCAAAGCCUAUGGAAGCCUAAUAUGUCAAGGUUGCACUAACUCAACACAGAAUGGAUCUGGUCCCUUUGAGUGCAGUGACUGUCACUUCAAUGGGCUGCAGAAUGCCUUGUUUCACAGUCAUGUCCAGCCCCUUAUCUACACCGUGUCAAUACUUCUGCCUGCAUCAUAUGUGAUCGGUCUUGUCUUUGCACUGAAGACACACAACCACAUCUAUGAUAUUCACAUUAGUGACCGUCAUGUUUCAGGACACAGCCACAAUGUUGUCAUUCACUGGUCACGAUGGAGAGCUGUGGUACUGCUCGUUGUAGCUACAGUUUUCAUGUCUGCCUGUGCAGAAUUGGUGUCUGAGCACAUUAACCCCUUGCUGUCUAACUCUGCAAUCUCAUCAUACUUCCUUGGUGUAACUGUCUUAGCGAUGGUCCCUGAACUUCCUGAGAUUGUAAAUGGAAUCCAGUUUGCACUGCAGAACAAUAUCAGCCUCAGCCUGGAAGUUGGAAGUUCCAUCGCUGUGCAAGUGUGUAUGCUGCAAAUCCCAGUCUUGGUACUUUUCUCAGUCAUUUAUCCUGUAGGAUUUAGCUUGCUCUUCAGUGAUCUCCACCUUUGGGCAUCAAUAUUCAGUGUCAUCUUGAUGAACUAUAUAUUUAUGGAUGGAAAGUGUGACUAUUUCCAGGGCACAGCGUUGGUGGUAGUCUACCUCAUCAUUAUGUCCAUGUACUUCUUUGCUCCAUCUCCAAGUGGGUGCUGAAAUGGAAUCCCUGAACUCUUCCCAUAAGUUUGAGCAACUCAUAGGAUUGCUAUUGCAGCCAAUAAGCCUUCGGACUCUUCCAGGAGUGGGAGCUGUUGCUGUUUUGUGAGUUAGCUCUUCAAUGCUGGUGUUUUGGUGGCUGACUUACAGACACAACAUAAUUUCAAGAUCCACUGUCUUACUGUUGUUGAGUUCUCCUACCAUGGACCCAACAUUUCUCCAGUCUGUCCCCUUGUUUCCACCGUUCUGCGUCUUGGGAGGAUAGAAGAGUUUGUUGGAAGAAAUCUCUUUUGGAAGAGAUUCUGUAAGCCAAUCCUCCCUUUUUGAAUCAUUGCUGACUUGCAUAUUCCAAGAACGAUUUCCUUUUCUGAAGAUUACGGUUUGUGAUUCUAUUAACAGCUGUAGCUCAUUUCUGAUCUAAAUAUGGUUUGUUUUGGAAGGACUGAACUUGUACCACAGACUCUGGUUUAAAAAUACUUGAAGCUGUGACUUUAGUGCUAUACUAGCUUACUAGGUGUAUGGUGUUGGAAGCACACUAAAGACAAAUGUAUUUAUAAAGUGAAAAUGUUUAAAAUAAAAUUUGUAUCUCCAUUUAAAA
Messenger RNA from Rhincodon typus (whale shark), 2827 nucleotides. RefSeq names its product cation/H+ exchanger protein 1 (gene cax1). Gene Ontology annotation, cellular component: membrane; endomembrane system. The record is from RefSeq and is a predicted model, not a curated record. Gene Ontology annotation, molecular function: calcium:proton antiporter activity. Bases 85 to 2229 code for a protein of 714 amino acids. Lineage: Eukaryota; Metazoa; Chordata; Chondrichthyes; Orectolobiformes; Rhincodontidae. The transcript is spliced from 19 exons. Gene Ontology annotation, biological process: calcium ion transmembrane transport; intracellular calcium ion homeostasis.